Molecule: messenger RNA, 2235 nt
Organism: Lycium ferocissimum
Lineage: Eukaryota; Viridiplantae; Streptophyta; Magnoliopsida; Solanales; Solanaceae
Exons: 3
Coding region: 1-2235 (744 amino acids)
Molecular function (GO): zinc ion binding
Source: RefSeq, a predicted model, not a curated record
AUGGGGGACAAAAUACUAUUAGCAGUUGAUCUACAUGGUGAAUGGAUAGAGACCGAUGAGCGUUAUAGUUGGAAGUCGAAGGGUGGUCUUACAGUACCGAUACUAGUGAGGAGGGAUAUUACGUAUGAUGAGUUUGUUGAUAUCGUUAUUACUAGGUCUGAUGUUGACAAAGAUGGUCGUCGUUGGCCCAUUCUAAGGGUAAAUGUGGUUGAAAUUGGGCCGAUAGAAGUUCCAGAAUCUGGAGAAGCAAUUGGAGUGUUCCCUGGACUUGCUAGCAAUACAAUAGGGCAAGAAGAAGCUGGAAAUUUUUCUGGAUUUGAUUACAAUACAGCGAGGGUAGAAGCUACUUCAGAGUUUUCAGAUUUUGAUUAUAAUACCGCAGGGGUAGAAGGGGCAGAAGAAGAUACAAAUUCUUCUAUUAAUCUGUCCAGUACACAGGGGGUUGAGGGCUCAACACAAUGUAGCCACAGUCGUGAAGACGGCACAGGAUUUUUCUCGGGUCUAACUUUCAAGAAGAAGCAAGAAUUGAAAAUCCUAUUGAACCUUGCUGACGUGAAGAAUAAUUUUAGUUUUGAGCAGGUAAAGAACACAAAAAAAAUCUACAAUGUCAAAUGUGUAGAUAAGAAUUGCAAGUGGCGACUGCGUGCUAUGAAGUUUGAGGGUACCGAUAGGUUUCGUAUUACCACAUACCAUAAUAUGCACAUAUGUGGAGUACAACAUCUUACAAGCCAUCAUCGACACGCAACCGCUGAAGUCGUUGCUAAACACAUUGAAAAUAAGUUUAUCGAGGGGAACAGUCUAUCUACAAGAGAAAUUAAGGAAACAAUUCGUGUAGAAUUGGGAUGCAAGAUUAGUUACUGGAAGUGUCUGGAGGGUAGUUAUAUUGCAAAAUCUUUGACAAGAGGAACACCAGAACACGGAUAUGAAGUUAUAGAUAAGUACCGUCAUAUGAUUCAUGUUACAAAUGAAGGAAGCAAGACAGAUUUGAAGGUUGAUUCUUCUGGCAGGUUCUUGUAUUUUUUUGUAUCCUAUGGAGCUUGGAUAAAUGGAUUUGCUUAUACAAGAAAAGUCCUAGCUGUUGAUGGAACACAUUUGUUUGGAAAGUAUGGCGGAGUGUUGUUGUCUGCUGUGGCGUUGGAUACCGAAAAUCACAUAUUCCCCUUGGCAUUUUGUGUAGUAAAUUCGGAGGGUGAUGCCUCGUAUCAGUACUUUUUUGAACAAUUGCUCGAGAUCGUCCCCAACACUAAUGAGUUGUGCAUAAUUUCUGAUAGACAUCCAUCUAUAAAGAAAGCAGUUUCAAAGAUUUAUACUGAAGCUCAUUAUGGAGCUUGCAUGAGGCACCUUGGUGAAAGCAUCCGCAAAAACUUUCACUGUGGAGAUUGGAUGCACCAUUUUUAUGAUGCAGCGAAAGCAUAUCGGAGGGACGAGUUUAAUGAUCAUUUUCAACAAAUCAAAGAUUUGGAUAUGAGUGUCGCCAAAUAUCUUGAGGAUGUUGGUUUCCACAGAUGGAGCAGAGCACACUUCCCUGGCAACAGGUAUGAUGUAAUGACCACCAACAUUGCUGAGUCAAUUAACUCAAUGUUCUUGGCGGAAAGAGAAUUCCCGAUUACUGCUCUAUUCAAUUCUAUAAAUAGGAGGUUUGCUCAAAAGUUUCACGAGAGGCGUAUGGUGUUGGCCAACACAUCAACCAUAUGUGUCCCUUCCGUUGAAAGAAAAAUAAGAGAAAAUGUAACUAUAGGCAAUACACUAUUGGCCCAUCAAAUAAGCUUCCACACUUUUAGCAUCAUUGGUCAUGGUUCAGUGGCUAUGGUUGAUCUAAACAAUAGAACAUGUUCUUGUAGAGAGUUUGAUUUGGACAAAAUACCUUGUCCACAUGCUAUUGCAGCGAUAAGAACCCAGUUCGGGGAUGAUUAUGGAUUAAGAGUUUAUGAUUUUGUUUCUCCAUAUUAUUCAGUAUGGUCAUACAAACAUGCAUAUGAAAAAUCAAUUCAUCCAGUGUUAUCUGAAGAAUUUUGGGAGCUUCCUCCAGAGCUUUUGGAGAGUAAAAUACCUUGUCCAUAUGUGGUGCGCAAGCCGGGAAGAAAGAAGAGAAAGCGGGCACCUUCAGUCUUGGAGCGGGGUUCAAAGAAGAAGAAAAAUAAAUGCUCCAUAUGCAAAAGAGUUGGUCACAAAAGAACUACGUGUAGUCUCAGAGAGAGACAAAAUGAAGGAACAAGCAGUAGUGUAGCUUCUUAA